This is a messenger RNA of Punctularia strigosozonata HHB-11173 SS5, 252 nucleotides long. RefSeq lists its product as uncharacterized. The transcript is spliced from 2 exons. Gene Ontology annotation, cellular component: cytoplasm. Lineage: Eukaryota; Fungi; Basidiomycota; Agaricomycetes; Corticiales; Punctulariaceae. The record is from RefSeq and is a predicted model, not a curated record. The coding region runs from base 1 to 252 and encodes 83 amino acids.
AUGUCACAUUCAGCCGCGAUCAACAACGACCGCAACUCUGAGGAAGGUAAAGAACAUGCCCGCCAUAAGCUAGAGGAGCUCGAGAAAUCCGGCGAUAUCGAGAAAACACAGGAAAGUUAUGAAGAUAACAACGGCGGCAAAGAUGAAAUGCGCGUCAACGCUGGCUACAAAGCCACCAUGAAAAACCCCAAUGUGUCUGACGAAGCGAAGGAGCACGCACGGGAGCUGCUCGAAAAGAAGGGCGCUAUCUGA